AUUUGCUCGUACGACUACGCACGUAUAGGACCGACAAGCGACUCGAUCCAAACGGGUUUGGAUUUUGUGGUAUAGUCGUGCGUGCUUAUUAAUUUUCUGUAUAGGAAAAAAUGGAUACAGAAAGACUAAUAAUGUUGGUUCACGAACAAGAGUGUUUGUGGAAUUUAAAUAGUGAAAAUUACCAUUCGAGAGAUUUGCAAAGAAAGGCUUGGAAAGAAAUAGCAUUAGAAAUGAAGUGUACAGGUGACGACUUAAAGAAAAAAUGGAGAGGUUUAAGAGAUAUCUUCAGAAGGGAGUUUAAAAAAUCUACUUCACAUAAAUCUGGCGACGCAGCUAAGGACUACACCUCUAAAUGGCCAUUUUAUAAACUAAUGUUUUUUCUAAAAGAUAUAAUGACGCCAAGAACCUUGGAAGGUAGUGUCCCCGAACCUGAAUCUGAGGCAACUGACAUUAAUGAAGCGGAUAUCGAGCAUGAUGACGAUGAUAAUAUAUCUACAGAACAAUCACCGCCAACGACACCAACGACUUCACAAACUCUGCUACCACAAAUCCAUCAAUCACCACAAUCAUCAUCAUCAUCCUCUAAACGCCUGUUCAAGUCACCACCAAAGAAGAAAAAUAGGCGGCGACAGAAUGAAGCAGCUAAGUAUGAUGAAGCGUUUCUUAGAAUUGAGCAAGAGAAAUUGAAAUAUUUCAAGGGACCUGUGCAGGAUAGCGAAAUGCAAUUCCUAAUGAGUUUGCACCCUUUUCUUAAAAAAAUACCCGCUUCUCAACAGUUGUCCGUACGAGCGGACUUGAUGCAAGUUCUCAUCAAGAAUCAACCCACUCCAUCAUAUUUACCAACUCCCAGUCCAGGCUACCAGUCAUCGAGUGAAGACUGGCUAAGUGAUUGUUCGAGCGCCCAACCCAGUACAAGCUACGUAAUUUUGGAAGGAACUCGUCAGUUACCCACACAGCACAAUCCGCCACAACUUCAGACUUUUUUCACAAGUUUUGAUCCAACAGACAUCGAAAAAAGAAGCUAA
Molecule: messenger RNA, 1025 nt
Organism: Acanthoscelides obtectus
Lineage: Eukaryota; Metazoa; Arthropoda; Insecta; Coleoptera; Chrysomelidae
Source: the annotation of a GenBank genome assembly